Pseudomyrmex gracilis is the source of this 6613-nucleotide messenger RNA. Its product is annotated as probable G-protein coupled receptor 158. Lineage: Eukaryota; Metazoa; Arthropoda; Insecta; Hymenoptera; Formicidae. The transcript is spliced from 13 exons. The coding region runs from base 1364 to 5377 and encodes 1337 amino acids. Gene Ontology annotation, biological process: G protein-coupled receptor signaling pathway. The record is from RefSeq and is a predicted model, not a curated record. Gene Ontology annotation, cellular component: membrane. Gene Ontology annotation, molecular function: G protein-coupled receptor activity.
GAUAAUGUGUGUGUGCGAAUUAUAAAAUCGAGAACUCGAGAAAGAGACAAAUUAGGUCGAUAUCAUAACGCGGUGAACGAAAUUUUGAUCGCGACGAUAUAAAUGUGCGCAGAAUUUUCACUGAGAACAACCGGAUAUAUGUCGUAGCAAUAAAAAAAAAAAAAAACGCUUUGUUAUAUCGUUCUCCGGAUCGAGAAAAAUCGCGAUUGUGAAACGAUUGCGUGAUAUAAUACCAUCGAUCGCGCCUACACACAGUACGAUGUGUGCCGCGCGUCGGGAGAUUGCUUUAAUCGAUCAAAUCAAGUCGACGUUUUGCGAAAGAUCGACACAGGACGUUCACCUUUAAACAUUUUUUCGCGAUAUUCCGAUGAUCUUCGAUAUCCGAUAAUGCGUUAGCAUUGGAAUUGAAUUUCCGUAAUACACCAUAAUAGUACCUGAAAUCGUAAAAAUCAAGAGAUAUAGCUGGAUGGAAAUUAAAUCGCUGUAAAAGAAAGAGAGAGGGACGCUCCCGUUUAGUAGCGUUUGCAAAAACAUCUGAUGGCAAUUUCAUCUGAAGAGCAUUCGGAAAUGGACAGAUCGUGAAAGGUUUGUUGAAAAGUUACGUUACUUGGUAACGCAAACAAGCACGUGUUUUUUGCUUAAAAAAAAUAAACACUGAAAUAAAGUGUUAGCUAUAAAAAAACGGAAGAUAAGUUCCGGUGAUGCCGAAGAGCUAUUAAAAGACCGGCUCCAUUAAAGAAUAGACCCGAUUUAUCAGGAUCGUAAAUUUCGGAGAAAUGCAAAAUCGCGUAGAGAUGCUAAGGAUGUUAUUCAAUACUCGGGAUUCAUUAACUGUGACUUAAAAAAAAAAACGAGAGAUUGCACGAUGCAAUCUGAUUGUUCUCGGCAAAAGUUUCGACAAGAAUCCGUGAUUGAGUAACGUAAAAGAACUGUUAAAGCAAAACUAUUUAUCUUCAGAAAUCUUAAAAAGAAAAAAAAACAAAUUUUCCAUUACACUAGUAACAAGAAAAUAAAUGUUAAAUAUAAAUGAGAGAAGAAUUACAAUUGAGUUAUAAUGUUGAAAUUACGUUGUGUUCUCGAAAACUAUCGUAGCAUUUAAUAAGUGCAUGUUGUCGGAAGAGAAAGAACUACUUUAUGGAUACGUUGACGUUGUUAAAUUGACUCCAAGAGAUAAUAAAUAAUCACGCGUUAUAAUGUUUCGAGCAUGUCAUGUUACCGCAAAUGGCCACUGCAAGCCAUUGUUGCGAGUGAACGUUAAUUAUGUCGACAAGGAUGCCGGAAUUGAAGUUCGGGGAAACAUAUCGUCGUCGUGAGCAGAUGUAACAAGCGGACAAAUAGCACACGGAAAGAUGAGCGGCUGAAGAUGAGUGCGUCAGGUUAUUGGUGCGCGCUUAUCCUGCUCACGUUCAUGCAAGACACCGUCGGCAGCUACUACGAGAAGAAGUUUCUCGAGGUCGGGAAGCCAAAAGAGUAUCUGCGGCAUCAGCAGAAUCAUCGCUCGUCGACCUUCGUCGACCACAAGCACGUCGACCCGACAGAAUUUCGCGACGCAGAGGUCCGCUCGACGCUUAAUAGCCCCGCGGCAUUUCGAUCACCGAUCGCGGAAAUCGUUCACUCGGAUGCGCUGGACGACGUCGGAAAUCGACAAGUGGAAAAUCGCCAUGCGACGGAAAUCCAUCCGUUAAUCGCACGAAAUCGCGUUUCGAGUCACUUCCGGCCGACGGAGAUCUACUCGGGAAUCCCGUUGACACGAAAUCCCGAUUCAGAAAAUCGCCUACACGCGGAAAAUUGUUCCGGAGGAAACCGCUCGAAUCUUCUAACCAGCGCAAAAAUGCGUUUGACGGGAAAUCGUCGUGACCCGGCGACACGCUCGGUGGAAGUUUUAUCCACGUCGGAACGUUACAUCGCGGAAAUCGCUCCCGGCAUCGGCACCGAGAAAGUUCGCGCUACCUCGACGCAACUUCGCUUGGAAGAGAAACGACCCACGAGGAUCCACUCCGCUGAAACGCGCUCGCAAGCGGAAGAUCGUCGCGCCACGAAGGAAAUUUCAGUAACAGACAUUCGACCGAUGGAAAUCUUUUGGACGGAGAUCGAGCAAGCGGAAGCGUCGAACGUUGAGCGAUCGCAGAUUCGGCACGGAAGAUCCAGGAGUCAUUUCGCGCGACAGAAGAUGGAGGAUGCGUCGAAGGACGGGCUGAAGAAUGCGGUAAAUAGGAUCAAGACCGAGGAUCGCGAGAAUCACUUUAGGACACGCCAAGUGGAAAAAGCGAAUGACUUCGCGGAGGGAUCUAUUUCACUGAAGCGCAAGCAUUCGGUAUCUCGACUUCUUGAGCGGAAUUUCUCAAAGGAUAACUCGGUCAACAGCCAAUCUUCUGAUCGAGCCGAGAAUAAUGUUUCAGUGGGAUUGGAAAGUUUGCUCAAACUGUAUCAGACAAGAAAAGAGAACGUUACCGAGGGAAGUUCACUUGUUCCUCUCACGCGUAACCUUUCUUGGCUAAUCGAACAGAAUUUCUCUAAGAAUACCUCGGCGACUGAUCGACUUCCCGACCAGAUCAAGAAUGACGCUCAAAAGCAACUCGAAGAUAUACCUAAAGCGCAUUAUUCGGAAAAUCAUGACGAUUUGCGGACAAACUUCGAUUCUUUGAAGAGUUUUCUUAAAGACGAUCCGUUGAGUAAGUUGCGAAAAUUGUCCUUGAACAAGACAGUUGCGCCGACGGUUGUAAUCGAUCACAACACAAAUGAAACAAUUGGCAUUGAUUUGACUGAGGAUACCAGCGAGUCUUCUCACGAUCUUGAGGACGAGGUUCUGCAAGACGUUGCGCUAGAUUACUCAAACUAUGAAGAAUCAUCAAACACCUCCGAUCGGUCAACCAAAAAAAGACCAAACGCAGCUCAAGUUGACAUAGUAACGCGUUUCUUGCGUAUCAUCGAGAACCAGCAUACUCUGGGCGAAAACUGCACAGCUGGCACCGAUUUAAACUUGGGUGAGGGCGUGGUAGACCAAUAUGCUCAAGAAAGAUUCCGUCUGGAAGCGGAACUCGCCGUGAAUCGCGCCAACAUGCUCACCCGGCUAUGGAAGUACGCGCCGGAUGUGAUGUUGUCCUCCGAGUAUCUGCUUCACGCGAGCGUUCUUUCUAUGGUGGAAUUUGACGAGGAUAUCUUCGCUGCUGGUAACUGCUAUGACAAGCUGCAGUAUCGCGAUCGCUGGCUGUAUUGUCCCUUCGCUCAUCGCUUACCGAAUCAAGACGGCAUACUCGUCAAGGAUCUCGCCAUCGAGUACAAGUACUUGAGUAACAGCAGCGAGUGGUUCUACAUCGCCAGGAAGAACGCUGAGAGGGUAAUAGCCAGCUACGAGCAAUUCAGUCGAGGAUUUCACACCUAUACGUUGAACGAGAGCAUGCACACGGAAAGGGAGGAGGACGAAAUCCUGACAGUGAAAUACGAGGAUGGCAGAUGGUCGAAACCGUAUUACGAUUGCGGGGGUGGCAAUAUCUGGAUGCUGACCUACACCGUACCCUUCUUCGGAUACGACAACGAUACCUACUUUUUCAAAGGCACCAGCGGUAUCGACAUCGAUCUACGUCGAGUAGACAUAGAUCAGUGCCCGUUGCCGGCGGGAUCCACGCAGUUGAACAUAUUCGCCGCCAGCGACAAGUGCAAAAAGCGCACCACCGAGUGCAUCGCCAUUUCCGGCCUGGGUUUUCGUCGCGGAAGUUACCGAUGCGUGUGCAAACGAGGUUUCUACUACCCGGACACGAAAUCGGACAAGAGGUAUUACAAUGGCACGGUCGUAGAGGAAGAAUACGAGAAAUUAAUGAUGGGUGAAAAGAGCCAAUAUGCCGAGAGCGGGGUGUUCGAAUGCCUUCCGUGCGCCGAAGGGUGCGAGUUCUGCGAUGACGGCUCGCCUUGCGUCGUAUCUCUGAAUUGGCUAAUGCGGACGGCGAUACUGAUCCUGGAGUGCUGCAUUAUCGCUUGCCUGCCAGCCGUCGCUCUUUUCACUUGGAAAUACGGCCACGUGAAGGUGGUGCGAGCGGCCAGUCCGGUUUUGUUGCGCGUGAUUGUUCUCGGCGCCUUCUUCAUAUACUGCACAACCAUAGUUAUGUAUCCCAGGCCAAACAUCAUUACGUGCACUGUGCGCGUAUGGCUACGAGAAAUUGGCUUUUCCCUUACAUACGGAGCACUCAUGCUCAAAACGUGGCGAAUAUCUGUGAUCUUCCGAGUGAAAUCGGCGAAAGCUGUGAAAAUAACGGACGCGAGUCUGCUGAAACGGCUCGGCAUUAUCGUUCUGACGUUCAGCGUGUUUCUGAGCAUAAGGACACUGGUCGCCCCGCCCGUUGUAAUCGUCGGCAGGACCGCCGACGAUCUCAAAGCGUAUCUCUGCCAAACCGACUGGUGGGACCACAGUUUCACUACUCUCGAGGUGAUGUUCCUUGUGUGGGGCAUCCGCUUGUGCAUCGUAGUAAGAAAAACUCCGUCGGAGUUUAAUGAGAGUCGAUUCAUUUCAAUGGCGAUUUACAACGAAUUUCUACUAUCAGUCUUCCUCAACGUUUCAAUGUUGUUCCUGCAAUCGCCGGCCAAUCCGGAUUUAUUGUACAUCAUAUUUUUCUGCCAUACCCAGCUUACCGUCACAUUGCUGCUGUGCCUGAUAUUCGGCAGUAAAGCUUACGUGGUGUUCCGCGGUGGAGGAAAGGAGGAGACGAUCGGCAAACUUUGCGGCGCGACCGGCAAAUUCCUGGGGAAAAGCGGUCGUCCGCAGGGCACUAGCAACCAGACUAGCAACUCGAUAUCCCUUCAGCAGGGUAAUUUUGCCGAAGAAAGCGACUCAGCCACGGAGGAGUUUCGUCGCUUGCUCAACCAGUUAGAAAUCUUGAGGGAAAAGAACAUUUUGCUAGGAAAUCAGGAGCUAGUCAGCAAAUUAGCAGCCAUGCUGGACGCUUCGAAUCGCGUUGAGACUCAAGUGUCCACCAUUCAAGUUAUUUCAACUAGCAUCGUUCAGUUGAACGAUCUCAAUAAAUCAAUGGAAGAAACUAACCUUGGACAAGCUUGCCAGGAGCACGACCAAGCAGGAAUCAGUUCUCAGGAUGAAAGUCGGUGUCGCGCGCGUAUCGAGAAAACCGAACUCGAGAAAAGAGACUCGCAAGAUCCGCCAAAAGACAGCGAAACAUCCGACUCGAAAAAAGUCAGCAAAGACAUUGCCGUGUCGAUAUCCACGAAGAACGCCACCGAGGAUGUAGGUAAGGAAACGUGUCAUGAGAAAGACAACAAGGAAGCCGAUACGAAGGACAAAUCCAGGAGUAAAUCCGGCCACGCUAGAACACACGCCAUAGUUAUCAACCUGGACGACAAGAGCAGAUUUUCCGAAGAAGUUACCGUAUAACCUCUCAUUAAAUUAAAAAUAACUAGUAUAAAUACAGUUUUCCGGUUAUAAUCAAUUAAGUGUUUUUUUCCGUUUCUCAUUGUUGUUUCAUCAUAAGUGGCAAUUUUUCUCGCGAUAACACGUUACAAUUGUUAGAUUUUUAACAAGAUUAAGUUUUAUUUUUAUUUUUAUCGACGUAAUUUGGUAUUUUUCUAGAUUAAAAUUGAUAAAGAAAGGAUUUGCUCAUUAUAUAAUGACGAACAGGAAUAAAUUCUAAAAAAGAAAAUAAUAUAAUAGAAUCUUCGAAUUUAUUCUACUUUAUACACUUUAUAUCGUGAAUAAUUCCAAUUCAAUCACUUUUUUUUUUUUAUAAAUUUAGAUAACUCAGAUAUAACAAAUCUUGCAAUAACCGAGCGCAAUACUAAUUAAUUUUCACUACAAGUUGGAUAAUUUAAAUGUUGAAGAGAUUUGAUCUUUUACGCUAGUUAGACUAAUUUUGCUGCGAAGAAAAGCUCAUCAAUCAAUCAUUUUUUUGGAUAUAAAAGUUGUAAUAAUUAUCCAUAAAUUGAUUGAAAGAUACGCGUCAUACACAUAUCGACUUUUCGUAUUUUCGAUGCAUAUCGAGUAUUUGUGGUGGAGUAACUAAAAAGUAAGUCAGAUUAAAUUAAUUACGUCGUUUGGCAUUUUCGAGUAAGACCGAUCGUGUCGUAGUGCGUCAUUAAUGAACCGUUCAUUAACCCUUAGGGAGUAAUUCGCCCUUCCCAGCGGCAAAUCGAUCUCGGGCCACGGGCUUUCCAAGAUCAAAAUGUGCUUCGUCAGCGUGUUCGCGGAUUACGGAUAGCCUGCACCUGUAAUUAAGCAUUAAUGUAAAAGCAAGUUAAGGGACAAGGCUCAUUAAUCCUUUCCAGCUCUUUGAGAGAUGCUCUAUACGGUACCAUUAAAAUUUUCCACUUAUAAAAUCUUAUUUCAGUUAAUUUCCUACAAACAAUGUUAACAUAAACGUGUGAAUAAUAUAAAAUAUUGUGUUAUAAUAUUAUGAUUUGAAAAACACAAAUACACGAAUAUUGGUAUAAUUGCUUGAAAGAACAAUAUUUUUGUCUUAAAAAAUAUAUCAUUUGCGGGCUUGAAAGGGUUAAAGAAAAUUAUUUUUAAUAUCUUCAUUUCAUGUUUAUUUUACAUAAAAGGGAAUGGUGCAACUAUCGAUAAUUUUUGCUCAAAACAAUAAAUUUGCAAUUUUAAUUAUUUAUAUGUAUGUUU